AUGAUCAUUCUGAGCGAUAAGCUUAUAAAGCAACUGUUGCAAGGACUGGAUGUCCCACAAAUCCAAGAGUUUCAGGAUGUGCUUGUGGACUCUCUGAUAGACUACCAGAUGGACCACUCGUUGAUCCCCCCUAGGAUAGUUACCACCACUCCAUAUGCGACGCACCUGUUUAUGGCUUCGACGGGCGAGACAGUUGGAAUGAAAGCUCUGACAGGCUCCAAACAGGGGUUCACAGGAGUGACUACUAUAUUGGACAAGGAAGUCGGCUUUCCCACUGGUAUCCUCAACGCUGCUACCUUGACCGCUUUCAGAACUGCUCUUUGUACGAGUCUUGCUUUGGUCAAGACUUUCCCUAUUGGAUCUGUCGGAGCAUUCAAGGAAACGCUUAUCUGCAUUGGAGUCGGCGCACAAGGGAAGUGGCACACGAGAUUGGCCUUGAUCCUCUACCCUCAGCGCUUUGAUAACGUGGUUUUUGUCAACAGAUCUGUGGAUAAAGCUGAGGCGUUCGCUUGCGAGUUCCAGUCGGAUUUCCCGUCGAUAAAGUUCCAGGCGGCAAAGAUUGGUAGCAAGGAUCUGAAAAGCUACUUCGAAAAAGCAUCAUGCAUUUUCGGCUGUGUUCCAAGUACUGAACCCACCAUCCUUAAAGACUACGUGGUGACCAACUCUGUGGAGAAAGUUUUUGUUGGAGCUAUUGGGUCCUACAAGCCGCACAUGAUCGAGAUCGAGGGGGAACUGCUCAAAGCUUCCCUAUCGUCAGAUACGAAGGUCCUGGUUGACUCGAGCAGCCAUUGUUUGGAAGAAGCUGGCGAAUUCAUCCAAAACGAUAUCGGCGCAUCUUCCCUGAUUGAGAUAUCCGAGCUUUACAUGGAUUCUGAGAAGGGUAGGGAGCAACUGGCAAAAAUGGCAGCUGCAAAGGUUGUCAUCUGCAAGAUUGUUGGCCUGUGUAUCAUGGAUGUCUCGGUUGGUGCCCACGUGCUCGAGAAGGCCAAGGAACAGAACAUUGGCGUCGUUCUCGACGACUUCUAG
This is a messenger RNA of Ogataea haglerorum, 1026 nucleotides long. RefSeq lists its product as uncharacterized. The transcript has a single exon. Gene Ontology annotation, cellular component: cytoplasm. The record is from RefSeq and is a predicted model, not a curated record. Lineage: Eukaryota; Fungi; Ascomycota; Pichiomycetes; Pichiales; Pichiaceae. The coding region runs from base 1 to 1026 and encodes 341 amino acids.